Linepithema humile (Argentine ant) is the source of this 1979-nucleotide messenger RNA. NCBI's taxonomy places the organism in Eukaryota, Metazoa, Arthropoda, Insecta, Hymenoptera, Formicidae. The record is from RefSeq and is a predicted model, not a curated record.
AACACUGCUGGCUAUCCGUAUCUCAUUCAGCGCAAUACCAUCGUAGCCGUUCGUAUUGGCGAAUCACUUUGAACUGUGGAAGAUUGUUAGUCUAGCAUCACGCGACGAAUCAAGCGUCGAAGAUAAGAUAAACAAUGGCAUCGCAUGUAACAGAUUUCUACAACAGUAAGAAUAUAUUUAUUACCGGCGGUACUGGUUUCGUCGGAGUCUGCUUGAUAGAGAAACUCUUGAGAUGCUGCUCUGAGGUCAGGAAUAUUUACCUGCUAAUACGUCCGAAGAAGGGAAAGUCAAUCGCGGAUAGAUUGGACGAAUUGACGAAGAAUUCGGUUUUUAAUCGACUGAAAGAGGAGAACCAAACUGAUUUAUUUAAGAAGCUGAUUGCAGUUGCCGGCGAUGUCGGCGAAGAGAAUUUAGGACUGUCCUCACAAGACCGAACAACCUUGAUAAAUACGGUACAAGUGGUUUUUCAUUCAGCCGCUACCUUGGAUUUUGAAGCUGACUUGAAGUCUACGACGAGUAUCAAUUUAUUGGGAACUCGCAGAAUUGUUCAACUCUGUCAGGAAAUCAAAGAUCUCAAGGUACUGGUGCAUGUCUCUAGUGCAUAUGUUAAUUCAAUAUUGCAAAAUGUUGACGAGAUAGUAUAUCCUGCACCAGCCGAUGUAAACACGGUUCUACAACUGGUCGAUACAUUGAGCGUUGAUGCCUUAAAUGCAAAAACACCAGAGAUAUUAAAAGACCAUGCAAAUCCUUACACGUUCACCAAACAUUUGGCUGAGCAUGAAGUAGCUAAUGGAGGAUUUCCAGCGACUAUUGUGCGUCCUUCGAUGAUCAUAGGAGCAUGGAAAGAACCGAUUCCAGGAUGGACAAUAUCAAAAAAUGGGCCGCAAGGAUUCUUAAUGGGUGCUAGUAAGGGUGUUGUGAGAAGAUUGCCAAUUGCAAAAAGUCUUAUUUACGAUUACAUUCCAGUAGACAUAGUGGUGAACAGCCUUAUUGUCUCCGCUUAUAACGUUGAUCGCGAUAGCGACAAGGGAUUGAAAGUCUACCACUGCACAUCAAGCACUUGCAAUGCUUUUAGUUGGGAGAAAGUGGAACAUGAAGUUAAUACUUAUUUACACAAGUAUCCAUUACGAAGUGCCGUUUGGUAUCCGUAUCUCAAGUUUUUACCAUCGCUCUUCUUGUUUAAACUUUCAGCCAUCUUUGUUCACUUUAUUCCUGCUUAUAUUUUGGACACAAUUACACGAUUAUGCGGAGGUCGACCGAUUCUCGUCCGUUUGCACACAAAUGUCAACAAAUCGUUAGACCGUCUUGAGAAAUUUAUAUUUCAAGAAUGGAAGUUUAAUAAUCCACGCCUACUGCAAUUGCAUGAAUCAUUAUCCCAGGAUGAUCAAAAAUUGUUUACGUUAGAUAUUAGACCACUAGUCUGGAAAGAUUAUCUUCUUGACUUGGUACAAGGUGUCAGGACGUAUCUGAAUAAGGAAUCCCCAAAAUCUUUGCCAAAAGCACGUUCUAAGGACAAAAUAUUGCUGGUCGCUCAUCUGGGUUUGCAAGCUGCUUUGUUCAGUUUGUUCUGGUGGUUGGUCAAAGUAUUAUUCGCUACGACAUGGACGAAAGCGAGUUUGGCUGUACCAAUAACAUACUUGCUUUUUGAUCAACUGUAAAUGUAAUGCUGUAUUGCAGUAUGAUUUAUCAGUAUACACACAGCAUGUUUUUGUAUACCUAAAGCAAUAUUAGUAAAAAGUAAUACUAUAUAAAAUUUAUUUCAUACACAGGGAUUUAUACAUGCAUUUAAAAUGUCAUCACAUUUGUUUUGUCAUCAGAUUGCUUUUAUUAUGUAUUCUUAUACGAACACUUUUUAAUUAUAAAUAUUUAAGCAUUUUUGUAAUUUUUGUAAUUUGUGCUAAGAAAUUGGGUGUAAAAUAUGACGAGAAUAUGUAGAGUAUUUAUAAUAUAAUAGAAUUGGCAUUUUGCGGUAUUGUAAU